This is a messenger RNA of Trichoplax adhaerens, 1149 nucleotides long. RefSeq lists its product as uncharacterized. Bases 1 to 1149 code for a protein of 382 amino acids. The record is from RefSeq and is a predicted model, not a curated record. Gene Ontology annotation, biological process: regulation of G protein-coupled receptor signaling pathway; G protein-coupled receptor signaling pathway. NCBI's taxonomy places the organism in Eukaryota, Metazoa, Placozoa, Uniplacotomia, Trichoplacea, Trichoplacidae. The transcript has 11 exons.
AUGCAAAAUCCGGUGACUGGUCUAGCCGUCAAAACACGUAAACUAUUCCUUGCCAGUAUACCAAGUGUCUUUACAGUAGAAGCUGUUCAUCUCGCUAGCAUGUUUGCUCGCUACGGGUACAUAUACCCAGCUCAUGAAACCAGACAACCAUUUGCAAUCAAGUAUGAUAAUACGUUCUAUCGAUUUCAGAUUAUAUUCAACAGGCAUCUAAUUUGUGGUUUACCAGAACUCCUACAAUUGACCUGUCUGAUUACGGCUGCAUUGGUAAAACUACAAAGUCAACUAGAAUAUAAUUGGAAUUCUGUUAUUUCAAAGGCAAAAGAAGAAGAAAGAAAGGACAAAUUGCGCAAUAAAGCUGAAAGGUCUUUAAGUUAUAGCGAGCAAAGAUGUUUUUGGAGAGUUCGUCAGCCUCCGUCUUAUGAUGCGAAUAUGUCAGAAGCCGGUUUUAGAAGAUUAAAUUCCACGGCGGAAGCCUUGCGAAAAAUGAUUGAAGGUUGUGCUAUGAAAGUUUCAAAAGGUGUAGAAAGCGUUAUCAACAAUUGUGAAAAAUAUAAAGACUACGAUCCAUUCCUACCGACUACUAGAACUAGUAAUCCUUGGAUUACUGAUAAAAUUACAGAAUGGAACCUAAAUUCAGUCAAUGCCACAGUUUUGCAUAAACGUCGAGUUUUAUUAUGGGCAGUAUCAUUAGCAGAUUUGCUACGAGAUGACAUUGGAGUGACCAAUUUUAUUGAAUUUGCUAGCAAUGAACACAGCGAAGAAAAUAUAAACUUCUGGCUAGAUUGUGAAAAUUUAAUACACCAUACGCCAAUGGCACUAGUGCCUAGUGUUGUUCAUGAUAUUUACGGGCGAUAUUUAACUCCAUCAUCUCCACAGCAAAUUAAUAUUGAUGCUAGCUAUAUUAGAAAUAUUGAUAAAUCACUCUAUGAUCCAAACAAGUGGAUAUUGAUUGAUAUACAGAAAAAAAUUUAUUACCUCAUGGAGAGGAAUAGUUACCGGCGCUUCAUAGAAUCUGAAGAAUAUCAAUCGAUUUUAGAAAGUGCAAUUGAAGUUCGACCUCGGAAAAAGUAUGAUUUUUUAAUCUAUUAUAAUUUAAAUCUAUUCCAACUCUACCUGAUACAAGCAGUGAUUAUUCCGGAAGAGUGGUAA